CUCCACCUGGCGGAGGGCGACGCCGCCACGUCGGCGGAAAUCCAGCCGCGGGAGGCGAUUUCAGACCUCCUGCGCCCUAGGAGCCAGCCUUCAAUCAAGGCAGCUAGCUGAUAGAGGAAAGGAAAGCAAUCGCCUUUACAAGGGACCGUGAGAGCUUUUGCCCGCCAAUCAUUCGAUCAAUUUCCCCAACCAAAAAAAUCCGCUCCUUUCCCACACUGUCUGUUAACCUAAUCAUUUCUUGGGUAAUACUUGAGAACAGAAGGCAGCAAAGUACAAACCCCCUUUUCGUUAAUCUUCCCUCGAAACCCCCUUUAGGUGAAAGAGAAGGUUUUGAUUCAACAAACCAACCAACCACUUUGCCGGGAUAGCAAUUUUCAGUUGCCGCAUAGGGUUCUGUUGCUGGAAUGAGUUUUUGGGUUUUGGUUUGGGGAUGAAUUGAAGAAGCAGAAGAGAAAAGGAGAAGCUUUUUGAGGAGGGCUUAGGGACGAGAGGAGAAGGGGGAGAUAGAUGGCAUUGUUUCGCAAACUGUUCUACAGGAAGCCGCCUGAGGGCUUGCUUGAGAUCUGUGAGCGGGUCUACGUCUUCGAUUGUUGUUUUACAAUGGAUUCAUGGCAAGACAAAGACUACAAAGGGUACAUAUGUGGAAUAGUUGGCCAGCUUAAAGACCACUUCCCUGAUGCAUCAUACCUAGCAUUCAAUUUCCGUGAAGGAGAGACACAAAGUCAGAUUGCUGAUGUGUUGUCUGAAUACGACAUGACUAUCAUGGAGUAUCCUCGGCACUACGAAGGCUGCCCUUUGCUCACAAUGGAAGUCGUUCACCAUUUCUUGAGAUCAGGGGAAAGUUGGCUUUCGCUCGGACAGCAAAAUUUGCUGCUGAUGCACUGUGAAAGAGGUGGUUGGCCGAUUCUCGCCUUUAUGCUGGCAGCACUGUUGAUAUAUAGAAAGCAAUACAGUGGAGAGCAGAAGACAUUGGACAUGAUCUAUAGACAAGCUCCCCGUGAGCUUUUGCAGUUCUUGUGUCCUCUAAACCCUAUUCCUUCUCAGCUGAGAUAUUUACAGUAUGUUUCAAGAAGAAACGUGGCUACAGAGUGGCCACCAUUGGAUAGAGCUCUCAACUUGGACUGUGUCAUCAUGAGAUUCAUCCCAAAUUUUGAUAGAGAGGGUGGUUGUCGUCCUGUGUUCCGUAUAUAUGGACAGGAUCCCUUUCUUGCUUCAGAUAGAACUCCUAAGUUCUUGUACUCCACUCCUAAGAAGAACAACACUUUCCGGGCUUAUAAGCAGGCAGAAUGUCAGCUAGUUAAAAUUGAUAUCCAUUGCGCAAUCCAAGGUGAUGUUGUGAUGGAGUGUGUCAGCAUACGUGACGAAAUGGAGAGCGAAGAAAUGAUGUUUCGAGUAGUUUUUAAUACGGCUUUCAUCAGGUCAAACAUCUUGAUACUCAACCGUGAUGAAAUCGACAUAUUGUGGGAUGCUAAAGAUCUAUUUCCAAAGGACUUCAGAGCUGAGAUUAUUUUCUCAGAGGUUGAUGCCCAUGCUUCUGUUAUCUCUAUGGAUUUCUCUGGCCUUGAGGAGAAGGAUGGCCUUCCAGUUGAAGCUUUUGCCAAAGUUCAUGAGAUAUUCAGCAGUGUUGACUGGUCAUCACCACAUGCAGAUGUAGCAUUUAACAUGCUCCAGCAAAUGCAUGACAUGGAUUUGGGACACAGUGCAGAACAAAGUCCUCAGAGUCGGGAAAGCAGUCCAGGAAUGCAUCAUGACAGAAGGAAGAGAGAACGGUUGACGAGGAACUCACUACUCUCAUGGGAAAAUGCUGAAGGUCUCGUCUCGCCAGAGUUAUCUCCACAUACAAAAAGUUCCCCGGAUGAGCAGCAAAAUCUUGAGACGGAUAAAGAGGCACCACCGACGACUCCUUUGGAUCUCACCAUUAAAGAUUUGUUACGUGACAAUGCCUCACUUGAGAAUGCCGAGAUCUCACUGAAAAGGAUGCUGAAGAACUCGCUAGCGCAAAAUUUGGACAAUUUGAACUCACCAAAUUCAGUUUCACCUACUCGAUCGGUUGAAGCUGAACAUAAUGUUUCCAGUCAGAUGUCUCAACCAGCAACCAGCAGUGGCAUUCGCAGCGCCGAGACCAGAAGUGCUUCUGAUUCAUCAUCAAGUACUCAACUACAACCUGCCAUCUCUUCUGCAGCUGAGAAGCUCCUUCUGUGUGCACAGUCAUCAGCAAACCACCAUACUGCUCCUCCCAAGGCUCUCUUGACUUCACUACUCCCUUCUGCUCCACCACCACCACCGCCACCACCACCACCUCCAUCAACUUCUGCUUUGGAAGAGAAUGUUGUUAAAGCUAAACCUCCUCCUCCACCACCUUCUCCUCCAUCAACUUCGGCUUUGGAGAAGAAUUCUGUUAAAGCUAAACCUCCACCACCACCUCCUCCGUGUCCAGAGAAAGCUACAAGUCCUUCAACGGCAUCACCUCCACGACCUUUACCUUCUUCUGCACUCCCUGCUCCACCGCCUCCUCCGCCACCGCCUCCUCCUCCUCCUGUACCGUCUGUGUCUUCAUCUACCCCUCCUCCGCCACCACCUCCUCCUCCCACCUCCAGGCACCAAUAUGCUCCUCCUCCACCACCUCCUCCUCCUGGUGCUGCUAGACAUACUUCUUCUGCACCACCGCCACCACCACUUCCUCAUUCUUUAGCACCUCCUGCUCCUCCUCCCCCUCCUCGUUCUUCUGCAACUGCUCCAUCUGCACCGGCGCCGCCACCUCCUCCGCCUUUGGCUAAUGGUACUUCAAGAGCAGGUAGUGGUGGCGAUGCUUUGUCUGGACCUCCAUCAACUGUGCCGCCAUCUCCUGCUCCGCCAAUGAGUGCUGGCCUGGGGGGAAAGGGACGGUUGUCCCGCACCAUAAAGAACAAUCAGAAAAAGUUGAAGCCUUUGCAUUGGUUGAAGUUAACAAGAGCUGUGCAAGGAAGCUUGUGGGCUGAGGCACAAAAAUCAGGAGAAGCCUCCAAAGCUCCAGAGAUUGAUAUGUCAGAACUUGAGAGUCUUUUUGCUGCAGCAGCACCAAAUCCAGAUCGAGGGGGGAAAUCGAUGGCACGUAGCUCUCGUGGGCCUAAGACUGAGAUAGUGCAGCUGAUUGACCACAGACGAGCCUACAACUGUGAAAUCAUGCUUUCGAAGGUUAAGGUUCCACUGAAUGAAUUGACGGGUUAUGUUUUAGCUCUGGAGGAUUCCGCAUUAGAUGUAGAUCAAGUAGAAAAUCUGAUCAAGUUUUGUCCAACAAAAGAGGAAAUGGAACUCCUUAAGGGCUACACUGGAGACAAGGAAAAGUUGGGAAAGUGUGAACAGUUCUUCUUAGAGUUAAUGAAAGUUCCAAGAGUAGAAGCUAAGCUCAGAGUUUUUGCUUUUAAGAUGCAGUUCCGUUCUCAGGUCUCUGACCUCAGGAAUAGCCUAAAUACAGUGAACUCUGCCGCAGAACAGGCAAGUUACUGUCGUUGCUCUCUUCUUGAUGAUGAACACUUUUAUUUCAGGUCAACCUCAACAUUUCUUAUUUACUCUAACAUGGAAUUUUGCCCUCAUCAGAUCAGGAAUUCUGCCAAAUUAAAGAGAAUCAUGCAGACUAUUCUCUCAUUGGGUAAUGCUUUGAACCAAGGAACUGCUAGGGGUGCUGCUAUUGGAUUUAGGUUGGACAGCCUACUUAAACUGACCGAUACCCGGGCAAGGAACAACAAAAUGACUCUCAUGCACUAUCUUUGCAAGGUUCUUGCUGACAAGUUACCGGAUCUUCUCGACUUCUCCAAAGACCUGCCCAGUUUGGAACCUGCGUCCAAGGUACAAUUGAAGUUCUUAGCAGAAGAAAUGCAAGCGAUAAGCAAAGGACUUGAAAAGGUCAUGCAAGAGCUAUCUUCCUCGGAGAAUGAUGGUUUUGUUUCUGAGAAUUUUUGUAAGACGCUUAAAGAGUUCCUCCGAUUUGCUGAAGCUGAAGUGAGGUCACUGGCUUCGUUGUACUCUGGAGUGGGAAGAAAUGUGGAUGCAUUGAUUCUUUACUUUGGAGAAGAUCCAGCCCGUUGCCCAUUCGAACAAGUUUGUUCGACUCUGGUCAACUUCGUGAGACUAUUCAACAAAGCUCAUGACGAGAACUGCAAGCAGCUUGAAAUUGACAUGAAGAAAGCAGCAGAGUCCGAAAAGAACCAAGUAGCAGUAGAUCCAUCCCAGACCAACUCGUUGCUGCAAACUGCAGUCCAGGCCAGGAGUGUCAAAUGACCAGACCUUCAAAGUCCAUCAACUCUUUUGCCAUUCUCAAAAGUCCAAACCCCAAAAGCCAUCCAAUAUCGAGUAGCGACCAGGCUAUAGAUGGGGGGACCUUAUGGAAGUCAGCUGAAGCCUGCCGAUGAGCAUACACUUCGUUAGCAGAUCUAAAAUCCUGGGUUUCGCCACAUGAAAUGUUAUCAGUUCUGCUGAUGGCUCGAAACUUUCCAGCUUUGUUCUGCUAGAAUGUGAUCCCCAUUAAGACCCUCAAGAAUGGAAAUGCAGGGUGUUAGGAAGCUUGAUCCUUUUUGGAGUGCAAGGGUUGGCAACUUGUACAUGGUUCUUUUACCCUUGACAUUCAAACUCUAGGGGUAGGAGGGUAUGGAAGGAAUGGCUUCCUUUCUGCCCCUUACAAUUUUGCCUCCUGAGGUCAUUUCUGUUUUCUGAAUAACCUCUCUGCCUGUAGAAACACAUAUACAUAUGUUAUAGUCUGUAUAUAUAACUAGUGUUCUAGUAAAAUGUCUUCCUUCUUUCCUUCUGCUUGCUUUCUGAAUUUAUUCUAGACGUGGG
Linum tenue is the source of this 4812-nucleotide messenger RNA. Lineage: Eukaryota; Viridiplantae; Streptophyta; Magnoliopsida; Malpighiales; Linaceae. The record is from the annotation of a GenBank genome assembly.